UCCGCGUCAUCGGCGCCGUCACAAAGGCACCGUAGGUUCCUGCGUCUUCAGUCAUUAUAAGGGUCGACUGUGGAAGCGUGGCCAUUUUGAAAUCCCGACUGAGAGCGCUGAACUAUGACCGACGUUGAUGAGCAAGCUCAGAGAGGAAGCAGUUUGGAAUCGCUGAAGAGUUCACUGAGUCCCAUCAAAGACUCAGUGAACAAGACGCUGCAGGAGUUUCAGUUUCUUCAGGACUGUUUCAACACCAAGGUCCCCGAAUGGGCAGAACCUGAGAGGCAGGACCUUGAAGCAGAGCUGAAGGAGAUGAACCACGAGAACAGAGCCCCGGAGGAGGAGGAGGAGGUCCUCCCUCUCAAGGCUCUGGACCAUCUCCAGAGGUACGAGGGCAGGAGAAGUCUGAGCAGGACGGCAGCCAACAUCGACAUCCUGACCAUGCUGGCCCAGAAGGAGCUGGAGCUGAAGCAGGUCACACAGAAGUCCCAGGAGAUGGGCCUGGUUCUGGAGGAGAGCCUCGGAAAGAACAAGACCCUUAAAGAAGAAAUCUGCCAGCUCCACGACAAGCUGGAGCUGCUGCUGAAGACCCAGCAGGAGGAGGAUCAGGCCCGUGCCGACCUGAUGCUGCAGAAGGAGGUGGAGCUGGACCAGCUGAGGGAGAAGUGUGCCUCUCUGGAGGAGCGCUACAACCAGGACCUGGUCCAGAGGGAGACCCGCUGGCAGAUGAAGAUGGACAACGAGAAGAGUCUCCUGGAGCAAAUCUGGCUGAUGAAGGAGGACCAGUGGAAGGAGCACAUGAGCCACACGGACGAGGAGCUGAAGACCCUCAUUACGGAGUUGGACCAACUUCAGAAGCUGGUCGCUGCCAAGGAUGGGCUUCAGCCCAAGACAGAGGAGAAGGAGGAGCCGCAACUUCUGGAGCUGGACUUGAAGAACCCAAAAUCCAACCGCAGGAGGAGACGAGUCCGGAAAACGGAACAGGCUUGAACGUCUCCUGACUCACUCACCUGCCACAGACUUGAGAACUACUUUAUUUGGUUUUAAUCCCUCCAUCAAGAGGAUCCACAGAGACCACUAAGUUGAUCUUCACCUUCGUCACUGUUGCACGGAGCUUCCAACAGGCCAGCGGUGAAACGUUAUCUAACCUUAGAUUAAAUCAUGAAGAGCAAAUUUGUAACACGGCACAUACAUGCAAAAGUUCUAGCCUUGUUGGCCCUCAGGUUGUUGCUAACAGCUAGCACUGCUAGUUUCAUCAGGCUACAAUUGAAAUAAAAAGAACAGUGGAAAUUUUCCAUGAAAAACUGGCUGAAAAAAACCUGAUCUCAGAAAAUACAUGCUCCAAAACAUCAAACUGACACCUGACACCUGAUGAAAAAUAUAAAGGCAAAAGGAAUGGAAAAAGAAGAAAAUGUUCUCAUUGAAAUUUGAAAACAAAAUGUAAAAACAAAAGAAGGAAAAAAGAUAGUAGAUAUGAGAAAUUAAUAUUUUUUCUAAACUCAAUGUUAAGAAAAAAUAGAUUUUUAAUCUGGUUUAAAAAAAUUGAUAAUUUUAAGUGAGCAUAGAUCUGCAGCAACAGAUAGAUAGGUCACGAACAUUAGUCUCGAAGAUUGGGAUCAAGAGAACAAACGUUUUCUGACUCAUCUGGAUCUGACAAACGGAGCUAUUUAGUAGCACCAAUGAUCCUUUGAAGGAUGAAGAGCGAGUUAAGCAGCAUGACUCCUCGUCUUCCCAUCAGCUGUUCAUCUCCCGCGCUCGCUCCUGCUCCAUCUGUGUUCUCCCGCUGAAAUAACAGGUAAUGGGCCCCGCAGAGACUCCCAUCAUGAAUAUCUCUCCUCCAUGCAACAUCACGCCGCUCAUAAUGAGGUCGGCGGCUGCAACUGACGUUCUCCACGUUGCAGCUGUUGUCAGACGUCACGCAUUCAUGAGGCUUUCCCUGAAAGAGUGGGUCUGUUUUUGUGACUGAAAUUCUGUACACGACACAAUACUUAAAGUUUGAGCUUUAUUUGUUUUAUUUUCUUCUCAUACUUGAUUGUGUAUUU
Molecule: messenger RNA, 2033 nt
Organism: Synchiropus splendidus (mandarinfish)
Lineage: Eukaryota; Metazoa; Chordata; Actinopteri; Syngnathiformes; Callionymidae
Product: interaptin-like
Exons: 3
Coding region: 115-981 (288 amino acids)
Source: RefSeq, a predicted model, not a curated record